GGUUUAGUGGUGAGGUUUUGCGGCGUGUGUACUCGAUCGUCCUAAUCUGGUGUUCACAGGGACGCGGGUUUAAUUUCGCCGCCAUCAUGGCCGUCCUCUGCCGGGUACCGACGCUGGAGGAGACGCUCGUCCAAGUCUGCGCCGAGGUCUGCACCUGCUGCCCUACCCUAAACGCAGCACAGGUUGCAGGUUGUGGGACUGUAUUUUUAGUCUUGGUAGGAACCUUGCUUGGGUCACCACCUGCAACAAGCUCACUUAGAGAAAGGAGACCUAAUGAUUUUCAUUUGAAGAAGAUCAAAACGACAAAGAAGACCACGACGCCAGCAUAUGCUGGUCUACGAGCGGUACACACUCCAGCGGUCACGCCGGUAGUCGGCUCCAGACGCAUGACGGUGGCGACAAGAGGGGGAACGCAAGCUUGUCUCGAGAAAGCGUUCGAUGAGUCCAUGCACACGCUGCAGGAAACGCCACUCAUAGGCCAGCACAUGGUGGGGAUUCCAGGCGAGCAUAGGCAGGUUCCGAUGGGUGACAUGGGUCUCCUUGCAGGGGCAGUCGGUCUUGUUCUCGUGGGCAAGAUAGUUCACAAGGUUCUCGAAAGGAUAGGUGCCGCCACACUUGAGGAGAACCGGGCAAAGCUAGAGCGGACCUUUCAUAGCGACCACGGUCAGUCCCAAAAUCUCGGCCGUCAUGGUUCGACGGAGAGUGCUCCAACAUGCAUCAAACUUGCGCCCGAACAGGCAUCAUCCCUGACUUACACUGGGAUCAUGAUCCAAAAACCUACCCAAAUAGUUAGAAUGUAA
Messenger RNA from Lolium perenne, 800 nucleotides. RefSeq lists its product as uncharacterized. Lineage: Eukaryota; Viridiplantae; Streptophyta; Magnoliopsida; Poales; Poaceae. The record is from RefSeq and is a predicted model, not a curated record.